Messenger RNA from Hirsutella rhossiliensis, 1530 nucleotides. RefSeq names its product MOSC domain-containing protein. Bases 1 to 1530 code for a protein of 509 amino acids. The record is from RefSeq and is a predicted model, not a curated record. The transcript has 3 exons. NCBI's taxonomy places the organism in Eukaryota, Fungi, Ascomycota, Sordariomycetes, Hypocreales, Ophiocordycipitaceae. Gene Ontology annotation, molecular function: molybdenum ion binding; pyridoxal phosphate binding; 2 iron, 2 sulfur cluster binding.
AUGAAAAAUAUGCCGGGCUUAAAGAUUCAAUCCGGAAUCGACAAGAAGCUAUGCUCGGGGCCAAUCAAACUCGGCAAGCUUGGGCUUGAGGGAGAUGAACACGACCUGACCUUCCAUGGGGGCCCCGACAAGGCUGUCCUUGGCUACUGCUCUUCACACUACCCCGGCUGGCGGCAUUCGUACCCGGAGCGCGCCGAAAAGUUCGUUCCAGGGGGCUUCGGCGAGAACUUUGUCACCGCGCACAUGAAUGAGCGCAACGUAUGCAUCGGCGAUGUCAUAUCCGUAGGCAGUCAGGUUCUCCUCCAGGUGUCGCUGCCUCGCCAGCCCUGCUUCAAGCUGAAUCACCGCUUUUCCCUCAAAAACUUUGCCCCUAUCACCCAUCAGACCAGCCGCACCGGUUGGUACUAUCGAGUGCUGCGCCCCGGCGAGGUCAGCCCCGGGGAUGAGAUUCGAUUGACCGAGAGGAAGUGGCCCGAGUGGACUGUUGAACGCGUUCAAGAAUACCUACAUCGAGACAAGGAGAAUCUGGACAUGAACAGAAAACUGGCAGAGCUGGAUGCCCUUGGAGAGGAGAGUCUCAAGCAGGACGUUUGGAAGGACUGGAGAAUCAUCAGCCGAAGAAUGCAAACUUCCAGAGUUGUUUCGAUAGUGUUGGAGCACACCACACCCGAAGAAGACGCACAGAAAAAGCUCCCCGGCGCCCAUGCGAGGAUCAAGCUGCCCAACGGUCUCAUCAGGUCAUACUCUGUCGUUGCCGGCGGAGAUAGCAUUUUCAAUCUGUCCAACAAGAUGGAGCUCGGCGUAGCACUCGAAGACAACAGCCGGGGGGGCUCAAGAUACCUUCACGAGUCUGCCAAGGUUGGCGACAUCCUCCAGGUGGGGAGGAUCACUACAGACGUGGACGCUGCGAGCUCUGCGAGCCACCAUUGCUUCAUCGCUGGCGGUAUUGGCUUGACGGCUUUUCUGGCUAUGAUUAAGGGCAUGCAUUCCAUAAACUUCAGCUAUAUCUUGCACUAUGCCGUACGGUCUGCCGAAGAUAUCCCCUUCCGAGACCGACUCGAGUCCUUCAAAGAAAACAUCGUCUUCUACGACAAGUCCGAAGGCCAGAGGAUGAACAUCGAGCAGAUCGUCCAGACCCUCACUUGGAACAGCCAGCUCUACGUCUGUGGCCCCAAUCGGAUGAUGGAAGCGGCCAGGAGUGCUGUUGAGGCUUGCGGGAUACCGCCAACCGAAGUUCACUACGAGGCUUUUGCCGCCGACAUCUCGGGCGAUCCCUUCGAAGCCAUUGUGGCCAACAGAGCGGAGCAGACGGUUACGGUCGGAGAAGAAGAAAGUUUGCUAGAGGCGCUGAGGCGCAAGAACUUGGAUGUUCCCUCAAGCUGCGAGGUUGGAAACUGCGGCACGUGCAAGGUCACUCUCAAAGAAGGACGUGUCCAACAUCGGGGCACAGCUUUGACACCGGAAGAGAAGUAUACUUCCAUGCUAGCCUGUGUGAGUCGGGGAAUCGGCCGCGUCACUAUUGAAGUUUGA